Messenger RNA from Frieseomelitta varia, 2768 nucleotides. RefSeq lists its product as uncharacterized. Bases 386 to 1366 code for a protein of 326 amino acids. The transcript has 5 exons. The record is from RefSeq and is a predicted model, not a curated record. Lineage: Eukaryota; Metazoa; Arthropoda; Insecta; Hymenoptera; Apidae.
GCGGCGGCUUCAGUUGCUCGCGAACCUCCACCGUGGAAGCUUCUCCCCGCGCGUGUUCGUCCCCGCUUUCGAUCGUCGUUUCUCGUUGGCAACGAGAGAUCGCGGAACGCGCCAACGCUACCUAGAAUUCAAACCGAGCUCGACUCGUUAACGUGAUCGUGAUCGUGAUCGUGAUCGUGAUCGUGAUCGUGAUCGAUUCGAUUCGUCGAAAAUUUCGCGACGAACAAACGCCCAUCAAGGGGGAUCUUGAUGAGUGAGGCAGAGUGAAGGAACGUUGUAUCGAACGCGGAGGAGAAUGUGCACGAUUCCGUUCGCGCCGUUUUAUCUGUGCAUCGAGGAAUUCGGCGAGUAAAAGCGACAACGACGACGAACAGGUGGAUAAAUCAUGCGGAGGUGUUUGCUCCUGGUUCUUUGUGCCGCAGGCAUAUCAGCUGUAAUAGUGCAACCCCAUAAUAACAAUAUUGAUCCAACGGCCACGAACAAAGCCAGAGUUGGCCGACAAAAUGAAAGCAUAAGGCGGUACAUGUGCCCUGUAGGGUUCUUCCGAUUGAAAAGAUAUUGCUACUACUUGAGCGGAGGUACGGCACCUUGGAGAGAAGCCUAUUUUCACUGCAAAGAUAGAAACGCCACUCUGGCGAUCCUCGAUAGAAACGGGAAAGAUCGGAUGCUAAGGAAGUACUUGUCGAGCGACCAAUUCACGAAAUUAGAAAGAUGGAUCGGCGGAAUAUACAAUUGGCAGCAAAUGGCUUGGGAAUGGGGAGUGACCGGCGAGAAGGUGGUUUUCCAAAAUUUCGGACUACCUCAGUCCAACAAUUCCAAACAACAAUAUGCGUGGCACUGCAUCACGAUCGAUCCGGCCUUAAGGUACAAAUGGAGUCCACGAAGCUGCGUCGAACGAAAGCACUACGUGUGCGAGGUGCCGGCUGGACGUAUCGCUAGAAGACGUAAGAAAACGACGGACCCUUACGCGCCGCAAAACCAAAGAUUAAAACCGCGGAAGAAGGGUAAGAAGUAUUUGAAGGAACCGCGGAAAUCAAAUAGACAGAACAGACAACGAGGUGAAUGGAGAAGAAGGUACACGGAACAAUAUCCGGAUAACUGGGCACAUGGCGUGAAUUUGGGUUCAAGACCACCUAACGUCAGGGAACUGUAUUCGAGGACUCGAAUGCGACACCAUCCGAACAGAACUCAACCGAAUCAUCCGCAAGUGGCGCAGGUCUUGCCUCGAGACCGAGAAUACGGUGCAUUUCCAGCUGAUGGUCCCAUUAAUGGUCCGCAGAGUCUAACGGCCAUAAGCAAAGCUAUCUCUCAAAUUCCUGACAGAAUCAACAACCUGGCGAGCGAAGAAGUUCUUUUGAAGCCAUAAACAAAACGUUAUUUAUUGUUACUCUUUAACUCUUUAUUUGGUAGCUUUGAUCAUCGAUCAUCAUAUACUUCUAAAGAAAUCACUUUUCAUCUAUGUUUCACUCUUUCUUACGAUACGAUUAAAAAAUUUUAUCAAUCGAGGCUCUCAUUCGACCAAGUAAAGAGUUAUGAUCUUCGUUUCGUUCCGACUUCGUGGGCGAUGAAGUCGUUUCAGACGCUACCGAAGUCGAGCACAGACUGAAAUAUAAUUUACUCAUUUUUAGAUCGGCGAAACAGUCUCUCAUGUUCCUCUCUUUCUAAUCUAGACGUUAGAUUUUCGAAGAUGUACUUGUCUAGUUAGUAACGUUACCUCGAGUCGGUAAAGAAAAUAACUUUCAAUGUUCGUAUAUCGCGUACAAACUUCAUUCGACUCUUUUUUUUUUUUUUUUGUUUAAUUAACAUGCAUGAAACGCGUAUCGUUCGUUAGCGAAUUAUAUUUUUCAAUAUUAGUAUUCGCUUGUUACUAAGUAUUACGUUCGAAGGCAUUUAUACAAGGAGACAUAUUACAAAAUACAAAAGUACAAUUAAAUAUAAAGUAAAAUUAUUUAAAUAUCCGUUCUUAAAAAUAUCGUUUUAAUUAAAUUAAUAUCUCCUUAUGUUUCAUUAUUAUUGAGGAGAUAAUUUUUAAAAUAUGUCUUGGACGAAUGCCUUCGUAAUAUUUUCCAAUUAUGAAUUUCCUUUUUCUCGCGUUAAGUAAAUGUUUAAAACAGUAAUGUAGAUGAUUAUAGUGGCAGACAAUGUAUGACAAAUAGUCAAGCUGCUUAAAUGUCGAUAAAUGUAUGUUGACUAUAUCUAAAUUUUCGAACUACGUCACUACCAAUGAACAAUGCACUGAUUGCAUAUUAAUGUUGUUCAGAAAAUAUCAUAAAAAAUAUAUAUAUAUAAUACUUGAUGCUUAUUUACAUAUUACUUAGGACAAGUUGUCAAUAUAUAGAUGUAAAUUCUACAAGACUCUUAUUUUUUAUGUUUUAAUUUAAUGAUAUUGUAUAUAUAAGUACGAUAGAAUAAAACUUUUUUACCGCCGGAAAGUUUCAGAAUUCAUAAGUUUAUUAUACUUUAAUUAUAAGCUACAUGUCUCGAGAAAUAUUGCGUGAUGUACUUAAACAUUUAUAUUUAUGUACAUUACACUCUCCCGUUUGCAUAUUAUUUUACAUUCGUAUAACUUUAUAAUUAUAAAUUCUAUUCGCCAUUAAGUUGUGUAAUACUUGAAAAUCUACAAUUAAUUCGUGAAGAAUUAACGAUUCUUGUUACAAGAAUUACACACUGCUUUGUUUGCAAAAUACAUUGCUACGCAAAUUAUUGAAAUCUGUCUUCUGUAUUUAACAUGAUGUAUAUUACGUCAAUAAAAAUUCCAUGUCAAACCA